GUAUUCGGUACGAAGUACAUGUACUUGGAUAACUUUAGUGCAAAUAAAAGUAAAAUAAAAGUGCAAGUUCGACACGCAGAACCAAAAUCCAUCAAACCAAAAACUUGCAUCAUUUUUGUAACUUUGGUGCCAAAUCCUCAAAAUGGCGGACGGACAACUUGUUGAGGAUAACAAAGCUACCGCAGUCGCAAGUAGCCUGGGCGAGUCUCUGAAGCAUGGUGCCAAUGGCAGUGCACAUACCGAGACUGAUGGUCCUGCGUCUAAGAGACAAAAGCUUGAUCAUGAAGAGACAAAACGGGAAGACCAGCAAAAUCAGUCCAAGGACAGAACCCGAGGUGUUGCGCCCGUGAAAGCUGAAUAUCUUAUCUCUGCUGAGGCUCAAACUAAGGUCGUGGAUGAUGAUGCAGCAGAAGCUGGUAUUGCCACAAAUGAUUCUGUCAAUGGCAAACCUGAUCCUCGGGACAGCCAUGGUAAGAAGGGGAAGAACAGGAAAAAGCAAGGCGGUCAAAAUCAGAACCGCAAUUUUGGCAACCACGAAGAUGCAUUCCGCCUAUGCAACAGCAUUACCUACUCCAACGAAUUCUCACCCAAACCGUGCAAAUUUGGCGAAAGGUGUAACUUAUCUCAUGACCUACGCAAGUAUCUCAAGGAGGGUCGACGUGAGGACCUCGAUACUCUCGAUGGCAAAUGCCCCAUUUUUGAGAAGUAUGGUAGAUGUACUGCCGGGUGGAAGUGCCGUUUCGUGAAGAGCCACUCUAAGGAAAUCGAGCGAGAAGAUGGACGAAAAGAGCUUAUACUUCUCCAGAAUAGCGGUGCCAUGGAAACUGACGAAGAUCCUGAUCAACGACCUGGCGUGGUCAACGUCGUAUCUACCGAUACCAAGUGGGAUCUAGCUAGAAGAAAGGUCAAGUUUGAAAAGUCUGAGCCGUACAUAAAAUGGCUAGAAAAGGAUACUGAGCUGAUGAGACAAGUACACAAUCAAGCCAAAAAGCAAGAGGGCGACAGUACAAAUGCUGAUAUCAGAGAAGAGCUCAGAGCUCAAUUCGUGGACCCGCCGCUUAAGCCGUCCGAGAAGAGGAGGAUUUACUUCGGGAAGGAAACUCCGGUAUUAGCUCCCCUAACCACGCAGGGCAAUCUACCCUUCCGAAGGCUAUGCGUCGAAUUAGGAGCUCAGAUUACAUAUUCGGAAAUGGCCAUGGGAAUGCCUCUCGUACAAGGUCAGAAGGGCGAGUGGGCACUUAUGAAGGCCCAUGAGUCGGAAACUGUAUCCCCACGAUUUACGCCUAAGCCGGACGCAAUAGUAAAGGAUUACGACAAUACGAAGGACCUCAAAUUCGGAGCUCAGAUUUCGGGUAAUCAACCUUGGGUGGCAAUGAAGGCAACUGAGGCCUUGGCCCAAUUUCUUCCUCAUCUUCGAGUAGUAGAUUUGAACUGCGGGUGUCCUAUCGACAUGGUAUACGAGUCAGGUGCUGGCUCUGGACUUCUUGACACGCCUAGCAAGCUGGAGAAGAUGGUUCGGGGUAUGAAUGUCGUCUCUGGAGAAGUGCCUAUUACAGCAAAGCUGCGAACAGGGGUACGGGACGGGAAGCCGACAGCAGACAGGCUAAUCGAAAGGCUUGCCUUUGGUGGUCCAGACACACGGGACAGACUUGGAGCACCCGGGUGCGCGGCUAUUACAUUGCACGGACGAAGCAGACAGCAGCGAUAUACGAAAAGUGCCAACUGGUCUUACAUCGCUGAAUGUACUAGCCUAAUUAAAUCAUACAAAGCUAAGAAGGAUGAGAUAACGGACACGGCCAAAGAAGCGGAUGAGAAUACCCAGGCAAACACAACCGGCGGUAAAGUCUACUUUAUCGGCAAUGGGGACUGUUAUUCACAUGUAGACUACUUCGAGCAUAUUGACAAGGCCAAAGUUGAUACUGUCAUGAUUGCGCGAGGCGCUAUGGUCAAACCGUGGUUAUUCGAGGAGAUCGAGAAGGGACAAUAUCUGGAUAAGUCUGCGUCUGAGCGACUGGGCUAUAUAGAGAAGUUUGUCCGUUACGGACUGGAAGCGUGGGGAUCUGACGAGCUGGGCCUGGGCUUCACGAGGCGGUUCUUACUGGAGUGGUUGAGCUUCACGUACCGAUACGUACCUAUUGGGGUCUUGGAAUACCUUCCCCCUAGCCUCAACGACAGGCCACCGCUAUACAAAGGACGGAACGAGCUUGAGACUCUUCUAGCAAGUGACAACUAUAAGGACUGGAUCAAGAUUAGCGAGAUGUUCCUAGGCCCUGCUCAUCCGGAUUUCAAAUUCCAGCCCAAGCAUAAGUCUAACAGCUACGAGAUUCAGGCGGAAGGAUAAACCCUGGAUUAUCUUGAUGGGUUAUGUGUUGACUUAUUCGGUUGCAAUCAAAGCUCUAAGCUCAGGGAUGAUAUUCCUAUUUCGAUGUAGCUUUGCUAGCAGAUAAAUAUACAUAGUAUACCACAACCAAUAGGUACAAUGGAGUAAUUUGCUGCAUUUGAUGAGCUGUGGCGCAGAACACGCGGCCCUGGGCCUCCCAUCACAACAGGCCAGAUUGCAUUUGCUUCUGCAUGGUACACCAGUUAGGCAGAAGUAGACCUAUACAUUUCAAUUUUCAAUAUAGAAUGAAGAAACCCAUUCAGAAUGUUUCUUGGUGUAUAACGGAAAUGGCAUCGCAAGCAUACGAAAUUAAAGCUAGAAGUAUAUCUUGUCAGUACUUAAGGUAUUGGUGACAGAUGAAUCAAGUGGGUUGUGGUAAAGAAUACGGAUGUACUUGACGGCUU
Daldinia decipiens is the source of this 2784-nucleotide messenger RNA. RefSeq names its product FMN-linked oxidoreductase. The transcript is spliced from 3 exons. Gene Ontology annotation, molecular function: RNA binding; tRNA dihydrouridine synthase activity; flavin adenine dinucleotide binding. Lineage: Eukaryota; Fungi; Ascomycota; Sordariomycetes; Xylariales; Hypoxylaceae. The coding region runs from base 143 to 2341 and encodes 732 amino acids. The record is from RefSeq and is a predicted model, not a curated record. Gene Ontology annotation, biological process: tRNA processing.